AGAGGGGUGAGGUGGUGUGAGAGAUCCAGGGGUCAGCUGAUCACCAUAUGAAUGACCUUUGGUUCACCUGUUAGCCUGUGUUCUACCUUCUGUUCCACAGCACCAUGUGCGGUCACUGGGUUCAUUUGCAUACAUUUAUCAGAGAUGUUAUUCAAAGUAUUUCAACUGUCAUUCAUGGAGGACAAUGCUCUUGAGAGCCAGUAAAACAUAUAGGGAACAUUCACUGAGUAGAUACAGUAUGUCUUUAUGUAAAAUGGUGAGAUGACUGCUGUGUUUGUCUGGGAGUGAACCUGUGGGUCUGGACAUUGUAGUUGUGUUAGUGUCUUGGCCUGUCCUUGGUCCAGCUCCCCCCAUGCAGAGCUAAUCCCUUUAGUGUUUUGUUCUGGUCCUCUGGACCUCUCCAUCGCCCUGGCAUCAUCACAGGAGGUUAAUAGGCAGUACAGUACCAUGAGACCGGGCUAAACCAGACCAGACCAGAGACACAUGCUCUCUGUCUGUCAGCAGGCACUAGACCGAAAGGAAUUGGCUCAGAUUUAAAGUUCACGUGUUUUAUGAGAAUCAUAAUUUUUUUAAUCUUCACGUUUUCAUAUUUUCAAAAGAACACCUUGUGAUAAUGUCUGACAAUCUUCUCCUCUCUCCUUUUUUAGGAGGACGUUUCCCAGAGGCCCCAGUAAAGCACAUCCUGUCCAUUUCCCUGUGUAGUGGUCCCCACUGGCAGAGGAUUGCUUUCUACUUGCAGACACUUUCACUGCUCAGUGGCAUAUCCAUACCCUGGGUGAGAUAGAGUAGCCCACAGGAGAAAGUCAACCCUUUCUUACAACGCACUCGCUCUCCCAGGCCUUUUAUCCCUCUAAGAGAGCCCCUCCCUGGGGUCAUGCCUAUCCUACUCACUGCCGACGUCUCCUUCAGCUCCAAGCAGGAGCUGCUGGACCCCCAGGACGGCCCUAUGUGCCCCUCCCUAGAGACACCCAGCCCUGUAGACUCUCAGGAGGACAGCCCAGUGGGUUCAGGCCCCGGCAGCGCCGCGGGAAACAGCCCCGCUCGCCACAUCAUCCUCACCCGGGCUGCUACCCCACUGCCUGGACAGCUUUACACGGGCCAAGCACCCACGGAAACCCCACUGGGCCUCACAUUCAUCCCCACACACUCAGAAGGCCUGUGUGGCUGGGGGGCUCUGACGCCCCGAGCCAUCCAGACCUUCAACACCCCUCGCUGGGUACUGUUCUUCCUUUGUGUGGCCUCCUUCCUCCAGGGCAUGAUCAUCAACGGCUUCAUCAACACUGUGGUGACCUCCAUAGAGAGACGUUUUGACCUGCGCAGCUACCAGACCGGUCUCAUCGCCAGCUCCUACGACAUUGCUGCCUGUGUGUGCCUGGCCUUCGUCAGUUACUUUGGUGGGACGGGGCACAAGCCUCGCUGGCUGGGCUGGGGAGUGCUGGUCAUGGCGCUAGGAUCUCUGGUGUUCGCCCUGCCUCACUUCACCACUCCCCCGUACCAGGUAAGCAUGCCCGAGCAGACAGGGGUGUGUACGGGGAACCGUACCAGACGUUGCCAUGAUAACGAGGGUGGGGGCCUGUCCAGCUACCGCUUUGUCUUCAUGCUGGGCCAGUUCCUGCAUGGGGUGGGAGCCACGCCCCUCUACACUCUGGGCGUCACCUACCUGGACGAGAACGUCAAGUCCAGCUACGCUCCGGUGUACAUCGGGAUCUUCUAUACAGCAGCCAUCGUGGGCCCAGCUGCAGGGUAUCUUCUAGGAGGAUACUUCCUUAACAUCUACACAGAGAUCCACAUGACGACGGAGCUGACUCCAGAGAACCCUCUGUGGGUGGGGGCCUGGUGGAUUGGCUUCCUGGCAGGAGGCGCAGCAGGGCUGGUUGUCGCCCUGCCCAUCCUGGGUUACCCACGCCAACUACCAGGCUCUCAGAAGUAUGUGGCCAUGCGUGUGUCUGAGACCCACCAGCUGAAAGAUGGCAGUCAGGCCAGUGCAUCAGACCCUCAGUUUGGGAAGUCAGUGAAAGACAUGCCCAGGUCAGUGUUGCUCCUGCUGAAGAACCCUCCCUUCCUCUUCCUGUGUCUGGCGGGGGCCACAGAGGCCACCCUCAUCGCUGGCAUGUCCACCUUCGGCCCCAAGUUCCUCGAGUCUCAGUUCAGUCUGAGUGCAUCUGAGGCAGCCACCUGGUUUGGCUACAUGGUGGUACCCGCUGGUGGAGGGGGCACUUUCCUGGGUGGCUACAUCGUGAAGAAGCUGAACCUCCGUUGCCGUGACAUCAUUAGGUUCUGCAUGGUGUGUGCCGUCAUCAGUCUUCUUGCCAUCUUCAUCUUCCUCAUCCACUGUCCCAACGUCCUCAUGGCCGGGGUGACUUCCCCCUACCGCAGCAACCUGCCACCGGGUCAUCAGUACAAUGAACAGUACUAUGAGCCAGCCCACAACCUCCACAACAGUUCUUGGUUGGGGGACAACCUGAUGGUGGGCUGUAAUGCAGACUGUCACUGUUUACGAGAGCUCUAUAACCCAGUCUGUGGAUCCGAUGGUGUGAUGUAUUACUCCCCUUGCCAUGCAGGCUGCAGCACAGUCAACCACACGGAGGUCUCCACAGGUAGACAGGUGUACUCGGGCUGCAGCUGUGUGGUGGGGGGGAACGUCACGUCGGGGCAGGAGGGUCUGGCUCUGGAUGGGAAAUGCACCAGCUCCUGUAGUCACAUGCCAGCCUUCCUCACCUUCCUCUUCAUCAUCAUCUUCUUUACCUUCCUGUGUAGUAUCCCCGCCCUCACUGCUACCCUCAGGUGUGUCCCAGACAGCCAGAGGUCCUUUGGACUGGGAAUCCAGUGGAUCGUGGUGAGAAGUCUAGGUGGGAUCCCAGGCCCGAUAGCGUUUGGCUCUGUGAUCGACAUCUCAUGCCUGCUGUGGCAGGACCAGUGUGGAGAGCAGGGCUCCUGUUAUCUCUACCAGAACUCUGCCAUGAGCCGCUAUACACUCAUCGCUGGCAUCAUCUACAAGGUUCUCGGCAUGAUGUUCUUCCUGCUGGCCAGUGUUCUGUACAAGCCCCCUCCAGAGUCGCCCCAGAGCAGCUGUGAGAGCACCGACCACGGGGCAAGGGAUAGCGGGGGAGAGACGGGGGACCUCUCCAUCAAGGACCUUCCACCAAAAAUCAUCACCAAUGUACACGCCAGUUCCAGGUCUAGGAGAUGGAAGGAUGGUUCCAACCGUAGCCCUCUUCUCCUGCAGCCUGUGAGGCCUACUGUCCAACGUCAGUCUGACAAUGUUAUUACCGUGGAGCGCUCUCCUAAUGGCGAAGGAAGGUCGUUGGGCUGAAGUGUGCUGAGGCGCCAGUGAGAGUCAUUGGCCAAUGCCUCUCAUUGGUUUCAAAGGAGACUUUGAUCUGAACACUGUGGACUAUAUGCUGCUCUGCUGCUAUGGAGACGGACCACAACACAGUGCCUUCAAGAGCUGAGGGGGAGUCAAGACCGAUAGGUUUACUGUGUGUGUGUGUGUUGUAAGUGUGGAUGUGUUUAGAUGAAACAAAUGCAUGAGGAGGCUCGGUAUGUGACUGUGUUUUAACGAGCCUCCGUUAUAUUACGCUCUACUGUUGCUGUUGAAUGAAGAAGAAGAAGCAUACAAGCUAAACAGCAGAGUGGUGCUUUGUUGCAUUGACAUGGAUUGAGUUUUCACUGCAAGAUUACCGUGUACAUUUCUGUAAAUACGUAUUAUGUACCAACCAUCACCAUCUUUGUGAUUUACCAAUCCAUUUACCUUAUCCAAUUUUGUUGGACGUUAACUUCAAUCGGCUUCGUGCUUACUGUGUGUGUCAUCGUGUACUGUGUACUGUGUCAUCGUGUACUGUGUACUGUGAUAUGUAUUACUUUCCGACCCCACGUGUAUUACAGUUUUUCCCAAUUGUCAUUGAGACACGUUCUGAAACGACAUCUCAGGUACUCAAAAUUCUAAACACAAAAACAGCCAAUUUCCCCCAAACCCACAGACGUCUUGCAAAAUGAAACACAGCGAUCAUGUACUCCCUGCUCAAAGCGAAACUCUGAAUACAAAAGGAGACACACAUACAUCAAAUGAAUCUAACUUAGUGACAACUGAGAUCACACCGAUGUGACAUGUUCAAAACACUACUAUCUAUCGGGAUAAAGGUAAGACCCAGACGCAGACCGUGUCGAAGUAACAAUGUUUAUUACAGCAACGGAGGCAAAGGUACAGGACGGCAGGCAGAGUGAUCAGGUGGGUUCAGGAUCAGGCAGAGUGAUCAGGUGGGUUCAGGGUCAGGCAGAGUGAUCAGGUGGGUUCAGGGUCAGGCAGAGUGAUCAGGUGGGUUCAGGGUCAGGCAGAGUGAUCAGGUGGGUUCAGGGUCAGGCAGAGUGAUCAGGUGGGUUCAGGGUCAGGCAGAGUGAUCAGGUGGGUUCAGGGUCAGGCAGAGUGAUCAGGUGGGUUCAGGGUCAGGCAGAGUGAUCAGGUGGGUUCAGGGUCAGGCAGAGUGAUCAGGUGGGUUCAGGGUCAGGCAGAGUGAUCAAGUGGGUUCAGGAUCAGGCAGAGUGAUCAGGUGGGUUCAGGGUCAGGCAGAGUGAUCAGGUGGAUUCAGGAUCAGGCAGAGUGAUCAGGUGUUUUUUGUUUUGUUUGUUUUUUAUUAUUUUUUUUACAGGGACAGUGCACAUUAAUCAACGUUUCAGUAAAAGUGCCGGUUUUAGCCAGCCGGCUAAUUUUCAACCGCAGGUUAUUAAAAACAAUUACAAUAUAGACAAUAGCACCAUAGACAUAGCAACAUAGGACAAGCAAGACAUAGCAUACAGACAGAGCAACAUAGGACAAGCAAGACGUAGCAUACAGACAGAGCAACAUAGAACAAAAAGCAGCAAGACAAAAUUCAUAAAAGCAACAAAGUGUUUCCACACCUCACAAGCUACAGACAACAGACAACAUGGAAAGCGGCAACACACAGCUAGGGACCAUGUUCACAAAUCUGAUUGACCUUUAGCCAUGUCUUCAAGCAUUUUGUGAAAGUGUGAUAUGUGGUGCAGUUAUGUGUGUCUGAUGGCAGUGUAUUCCAGACAUGGGAAGCUCUCACAGAGAAUGCAGAUUUACUAAAGGUGCUUUUCCUUAGGGAACUAUACAGUCACCUCUCAUGGCAGACCUUGUGGAUCUGCUGCCAUAUGUCUGGGUUUUCUGUUUAACAAAAAUAUUGAGUGAAGGGGGAGCCAGGCCAGUAAGGAUCUUGAAUACAAGACAUGCGUCGGUGUAUUGCACAAGAUUUUCCCAACUCAAGAGCUCAUGCUUUCUAAGGAUGUGACAAUGAUGAUGGCUAUUGGGCUUCCUAUCAAGCACUUUGAGAGCCUGUUUGUAGACAGACUGAAUAGGUUUUAAUGUUGUACAGCAAGCUUGGGCCCAACUAGUCAAGCAGUAUGUUAAGUGGGGAGUAUCAUAGAUUUGAAGUACAGUUUUGCUACCUCUGUAGUCAAACAAUUUUGUAUAAAUCGGAAAUUAGCUAGAUUGAAUUUAGUUAUUUGAAUUACCUUUUUCACAUGCUUUUUAAAAGAGAGGUUGGAAUCAAGUAUGAUGCCAAGGUACUUAAAAUCGGAUACCACCUGGAGCUUCUCCCCUGACACAUAGACAUCUGGCUCAGUAGCAUCUGUUGCCCUCUUUGUUCAGGGUUCAGG
Molecule: messenger RNA, 5658 nt
Organism: Oncorhynchus keta (chum salmon)
Lineage: Eukaryota; Metazoa; Chordata; Actinopteri; Salmoniformes; Salmonidae
Product: solute carrier organic anion transporter family member 4A1-like
Exons: 12
Coding region: 875-3313 (812 amino acids)
Biological process (GO): transmembrane transport; sodium-independent organic anion transport
Cellular component (GO): membrane
Molecular function (GO): protein binding
Source: RefSeq, a predicted model, not a curated record